Colias croceus (clouded yellow) is the source of this 3072-nucleotide messenger RNA. It is a transcript of the gene NAT1, whose product is annotated as eukaryotic translation initiation factor 4 gamma 2. The coding region runs from base 317 to 2464 and encodes 715 amino acids. The transcript is spliced from 7 exons. Gene Ontology annotation, molecular function: translation initiation factor activity; protein binding; mRNA binding. NCBI's taxonomy places the organism in Eukaryota, Metazoa, Arthropoda, Insecta, Lepidoptera, Pieridae. Gene Ontology annotation, cellular component: eukaryotic translation initiation factor 4F complex. The record is from RefSeq and is a predicted model, not a curated record.
CGGCAAGACCGGCCGCAAGACGGAGAGCGCGCGGCAGCCGGGGCCCGUGCUGCGCGCCGCGGGGCGGACCGCGGUCCCCCCGAGGCGGCGCUGGGUCCCGCCAUCCUCGCUGCGGCACCACGAUGUGCCCGACGGCGACGCCAAGCACGACAUCAUCUUCCGGAAGGUGCGCGGCAUACUUAACAAACUAACUCCGGAAAAAUUCCAAAAACUCAGCGAUGAUUUGCUCGGGUUGGAACUGGACUCGGACAAGGUGCUGAAGGGCGUGAUCCUUCUGAUCUUCGAGAAGGCGCUGGACGAGCCCAAGUACUCGUCCAUGUACGCGCAGCUGUGCAAGCGGCUGAGCGAGGAGGCGCCCAACUUCGAGCCGCCCGGCCAGCCCUGCACCUUCAAGCUGCUGCUGCUCAACAAGUGCCGCACUGAGUUCGAGAACAGGGCGCAGGCCUUCGCGGCAUUCGAUGAUAAAACUUUAACGGCCGAAGAGGAAGAGAAGCGGCAUCUCGCCAAGUGCAAGAUGCUCGGCAACAUAAAAUUCAUCGGGGAGCUCGGCAAGCUGGAGAUCCUCGCCGAGUCUAUCCUCCACCGCUGCAUCCAGAACCUGCUCGCGCGGCGCGCGGCCGCCGAGCACCACGAGGACCUGGAGUGCCUCGCGCAGCUCGUGCGCACGUGCGGCCGCGUGCUCGACUCGGAGCGCGGCCGCGGCCUCAUGGACCAGUACUUCGCGCGCAUCGAGACGCUCUCCGCGUCGCGCGAGCUGGCGCCGCGCAUCCGCUUCAUGCUGCGCGACGUGGUGGAGCUGCGGCGCAGCGGCUGGAUGCCGCGCACGGCCGUGUCGGCCGAGGGGCCCGUGCCCAUCCACCAGCUGCGCUCGGACGGGUCCCCGCCGCCGCGGCGCGAGCGCGAGCGCGGCCACGAGCGCGAGCGCGACUCGCUGUUCCGCGGCGGGCUGCGCGCGCGCCCGCUGGACGACGUGCUGGCGGGCCUGUCGCUGCAGCCCGCCGCGCCGCUCGUGCCCUCGUCCGACAAGCUGUUCGGCAACGGCUUCCCGCGCGACGCCUUCCGCCAGCGCUCGGCGCCCGCCUACUUCCCGCGCUCGCACUACAAGCAGGGCGCCAACGGCAAGGAGCGCGGCAGCAAGGCGCGCGUGCCCGUGGCGCCGGGCGGCCUGGAGAACGUGCAGAUGCGCCCGGCGGCCAACUCGCUCAUGUUCACGGCCUCCAACCGCCUCAACAAGCCGCAGCCCCAGCCCAUGCCGCUCGCCCCGCAGGCGCAGAGCGUCCUCCCGGCGUCGUUCGCGAACGCGGCGCCGCUGCUCAAGGAGCCGGCCAUCACCAUCAAGCCGGCGCCCGACAAACGAGACAAGCCCAAGAAGGAUAAGGGCCCGAACAAGGAGGAAGCGUGCCGGCUGGCCGUCGAGGCGGUCGGCGAGCUGGCGGCGCGCGGCGGCGAGGCGGGCGAGGGGGAGGACGGCGAGGCGCUGCGGCGGCUGCGCGAGCUCAACCUGCCCGACAAGCUGCUGCGGCGCGUGAUCGCCGCCGUGCUGGAGCACGCGCUGGCGGGCGAGGGCCGCGCGGCGGCCGCGUGCGCCGUGGUGCGCGGCGUGAAGCGCGCGCCCGUGGGCGACGCGCUGCGGGCGCUGCUGGGCGCCGCGCCCGCGCCGCGCCUGGCGCCGCUGCUGGCGCACGCGGUGGCGGCGCGCCUGCUGCCGCUGGCCGACGUGGGCGCCUGGUGCGAGGGCGGCCACCACCACCCGCUGCUGCUCGAGGUGCUGCAGGCGCUGCGCGACGUGGUCGGCCCCGAGCGCCUGCACCAGCUCUACAACGAGAGCAAGAUCGACCUGUGCGCGUACGUGUCGGAGCGCGGCGGCGCGGAGGGCGCGGCGGGCGGCGGGGGCGGGGCGGGCGCGGACGGCGCCGCGGCGCUGGAGGCGCGCGGGCUGGACGCGCUGGUGCCGCAGCUGCGCGUGCAGGCGCAGCUGGCGCGGCAGCUGGCGCUCGAGCCCACGCCCACCGCGCUGUACCGCUGGAUCAAGACGCACGUGGAGGCGGGCGUGCGCCAGACGGCCUCGUUCGUGUCCACGCUCGUGGCGCUCGUGGCGGAGCAGGUGACGCGCGGCGCGGGCUCGGCGGGCGGCGACAAGGCGGCCGUGGAGCGCGAGAAGGCGCUGCUGGAGAGCUACGCGCCGCUGCUGACGGCGCUGCUGGACCGCCGGCCCGAGCUGCAGCUGGCGGCCGUGUACGCCGUGCAGGUGCACGCGCACGCGCACCGCUACCCGAAGGGCAUGCUGCUGCGCUGGUUCAUGUACCUGUACAACAUGGAGGUCUGCGAGGAGGACGCGUUCCUGCGCUGGCGCGAGGACGUCACCGACGCGUACCCGGGCAAGGGCGAGGCGCUCUUCCAGGUGAACGCGUGGCUGACGUGGCUGCAGCAGCAGGAGUCGGAGGACGAGGAGGCGGAGGACUGAGCCGCAUCACCGCACCGCUUUUCUUUGCGCUCAUCUCAUAUAAAUAUAAUUAAGCCAAAUAGUUUAAUACCAACCUCAUUAGCCUGCGACGCCGACGCUCCGCGCGCUUCGGCGCUCCAGCGUUAAAUAGGUCAAUUUUUAGGUUAUACUAUGUAACAAAAGUUAGUAUCUCGAGAUAAUUUUUUGUAGGCCUUUUACUCGAUUUUGAUACUUUUACAAAUGUAUACAAUGUAUAGUGUUCGUUUGAACGUAUGGUUGCACUCUGGUCUGCCCUCUCCCGCAAUGAGCGUAUUUUAGUUGAAAUUGUAAAGAAUAUUAUCUAAGAUGAAGGACUUAAAUCAAUUUUUAAUUAUAAAUAUCAUCAUUGUUUAUUUUCAAUACUAAAUGAAUGUAGUGAGUAAACUGUAAGAAUGCUUAAAUUUCAUUGUAUUAUCAGAUUAUAGAAUUUUGUAAUAGUUAAAUGGUAACUAUGUGACCGAUUGUUCCCUUGGAAACUGUUGUAUGUUUAUGGAGUGAAUUGUAACAAAGUUGUGAAGUGAUGCCAGGUUAAGUAACAAUGGUCUAUAUAUGUAUUCAGGAUGAGAAUUAAACUUCAGUGUAAUUUAUUA